AUGAGUUCGUUGAAUACCCUAUUUCCAGGGCUGCCACCAAAGUUUGAACCUCACAUUACAAUCACCACCAACAUAAGCUUGGAUUUGACAGACAAGAGCAAAACAAAGGAUGAUGUUGACAGAAUUUUAUCGGCAAGUGCGGUUGCGAUAAACUCGUUACCAAAGAACCAUGAAAGUUUGGUAAAAUUAGGAAAAGUGAAUAGUCAACGUAAAUUUUUCAAAAAACUAUACUUUGAGGUGGAAAAGGAUCCUAAUUUGGUGUCAUUUGCAAGAAUAAUCCGUGAAUUAUUUGUUAUUGUGCCACAGGAUGUCGAGAAAGAGAACAUCAAGCAAAAUCCUCAUCUUUAUACAAGAGAUACUAAUGGAAACACAAUAAGGCGGAAGCCACUGAAAAAGAAAAGUAAAGCACCCGAGGUCAAAGAGUUUGAUACGUCCUUUAUUCGCCAAGCAGCUGCAUAUAAGGCAGCAGAAUGGUCAGCACAAGAAUUCGAUCCUCAUAUCUCGUUGGUUUACAGUGAUUUAUGGCCGCUACACAGUGCCUUAUGGAGAAACAUCAAUACCCGAAUACUGGAUAUAGACUGGGAUAUUGAGUGGGAAUUUGGUGUUUUGAAAUUAGUGCUUUGUGAAGGUGAUGUUAAUGACUGGGUAGUUUUAGGAAGUGUUGAUAUACACUGA
This is a messenger RNA of Candida dubliniensis CD36, 675 nucleotides long. Its product is annotated as 2',3'-cyclic-nucleotide 3'-phosphodiesterase. The transcript has a single exon. The record is from RefSeq and is a predicted model, not a curated record. The coding region runs from base 1 to 675 and encodes 224 amino acids. Gene Ontology annotation, biological process: cyclic nucleotide metabolic process. NCBI's taxonomy places the organism in Eukaryota, Fungi, Ascomycota, Pichiomycetes, Serinales, Debaryomycetaceae. Gene Ontology annotation, molecular function: 2',3'-cyclic-nucleotide 3'-phosphodiesterase activity.